AGACCGAAUGUCAGUGUGAAUAGACUGGAAUCAUGAAGCUGCACAACGCUCAAACCCUUAUGAUCUCGAAAUCUAUAUCUAUGACUGACAAUUCCUUUCAUUCUCUUGCGUAUUGUACCUUGUUUGUAUUUCUCGCUCAUGAUUUUGUUGGGAUUGUCUGCUAAAUGUGAAUUUCCAACAUUGGAUCGGUUUACAUUGUUCAUGAUUUUGUUUCCACAUUUAUGAACCAAAACCAGAGAGCAACCAUCUUCAAUCAUCUCAAGGAAGCACAUGCAAAGCAUCACGAGCCUCGACAAUGGGAAAAUGCUUCAAUUUUGCAUUACGAAACUAUUUCGUUGACCUCCCCUCUUCGACACAUACUUGCAAUUAUGCUAGAGUGACAACAUGGAACGUCAAAGAAUUUAAGAAAAUCUGAAUCAGAAUCAUACAAGAGGUGAUCACCUUUGUAUUCUAGAUGGUUGCGUUGGUGGUUCAUGAUCAAUUGCGUCCGCAAAUGCAUGAUUUGGAAGGGGCCUCUUUUUCACCUUCUGCAACCAAGUUUGACGCGAGGUCUGAAUAAAACACCUGUCCGCGUUCAAACUCGGCGGCUCUGUCACAGAAAGUCUACUCCACGCAUCAAACUGCAAUGGUAGACAUAGUUUUAGGUGUUCAUCAUUGGGAUUGACAAGUUUCUUCACAAGUUUCAAGAAUACUGUUCGAAAUUCAAGCGUGGAAGUGGAGUAUUAUCUCCAUGUUUGCUGUGAUAGCAGCUUUCUUUCAGAUACGAACUGAGUUCCAGAUGCCUAAAUCGAGUUCCAUGAGUCGAGCAAUGAAUAUCCGAGUGAACAACUGGAGUUUCCUACAUGAAAAGCCUGGGCAAACCUCAGUUCCAACAUUCCUGCACUCGUAUCAACACCAACAUUCGCGAGCCCAUGAAAGCAUCAUAUUCUCACCUCAAUAUGAAUUAUCCAUGUGUAAACAAAGGCUUCCAAGUACCACAUUCAUUGACGGUUGAAGUGGGCAU
Guillardia theta CCMP2712 is the source of this 1003-nucleotide messenger RNA. RefSeq lists its product as hypothetical. The annotation marks the transcript as partial. Lineage: Eukaryota; Cryptophyceae; Pyrenomonadales; Geminigeraceae. The record is from RefSeq and is a predicted model, not a curated record. The transcript has a single exon.